Styela clava is the source of this 3691-nucleotide messenger RNA. The record is from RefSeq and is a predicted model, not a curated record. NCBI's taxonomy places the organism in Eukaryota, Metazoa, Chordata, Ascidiacea, Stolidobranchia, Styelidae.
AAGGUAUUCUAAUAAGUACGACCAUCAUCAUAAUUUUUAUAUGUGAAUACGUUUUCAACAAUAUGCGGAUUCUUCUCAUUUCAGCUCAUUCGGUGGUCGCAUUAACCGUUUUUUCAACUUUAACAUUGCUCACAACAGGUGGUAGUAUCAAAAAAGCCACAAAAAACAUUUCCAGACCAAUUGUUACAAACACUCCAUAUUUGACAUGGACACCUUGGAGUUCGUGUACGCAUCGAAGAUUUAGUGCAUACUAUCGAACAAGAAAAUGCCGAGACAAAAAAAAUGGGUCGAUAGUACAAAGUAGAUUAUGUGGGCGUAGGAGCGAAAUGUUCUGUUGGACCGAGGAUGGGAUUACUAGUGGGUCACCGUCAGAACCGGGAAGGUGGCCUUGGCAAGUUCUCAUCAUGACUGAAUAUAAUGGAAAAUGGCGGCAAUGUGGAGGUACCUUGAUAACACCCUCAUGGGUGCUCACUGCGGCGCAUUGCUUUUUAGAUCGUGUCGGAAACAAUUGGAAUAUUCAAAGAAUUACGUUGGGAACAAUAAACAGAAUCAGGAUUGAUAACAGGGGUGUUAGUUUUACAAGGGCAUCCAUUGUUCACGUGCACGAAGAUUUCGACAAAAUGGAAUAUCUGAACGACAUAUCACUAAUGAAACUCCCAACACCGGUAAAUACAGGCUGGAGGCACCAUAUCGAACCCAUAUUUCUUCCUAAAAGCAAUAAAACAAUGUUGGCAGGAAAGUCAUGUGUAGUUACGGGCUGGGGAGCAACAGCAAAGAAUGGGAGUAUAGAAUCAAUUCCAGAUGUGUUGCAAGAAGUAGACGUGAAUAUAUUUACAGAUGAAGCCUGUAAAAAAAUGCAUCAUACUCCCGGACUGGAUGGUUCAUACACUGAAAGUCAUUUUUGUGCGGGCCAUCUUGAAGGGAAGAAAGAUACAUGCUAUGGUGACAGCGGCGGACCACUCAUGUGUGAGAAAAACGGAGAAUACAUUGUACAUGGAAUAACAAGCAGUGGACCAGCUGAGUGUGGGAAGAAAAAUAAACCGGGUAUUUACACAAGAGUCAGCGAUUUUAUCACGUGGAUCGGAAGAACGAUAAGAGGAUUACGUUUUGAAUGUUCCAAAUGGAAAAGAAAUAAAUGCAGUGUGACAUGUGGUAGAGGACAAAGAACAGUGACUAGAACUUGUCUAGGCAAAGAUGACGGACCUCCAACAAAACGGGAGGGAAUUUCCAUACGAUAUAUUCCGUGUGAAAACUCACCUUGCGUUGAAUAUCAUUGGACACCUUGGAAAACAACUUGUAGACUAACAUGUUAUGUUAAUGUAACAUGUGAAUUCUUUGAAACUAUCACUCGAUAUUGUGCUGGAGCAAACGAUGCACCCACGUUUCCGAAUAACUGCCCCGGCCCAGAACAUCACGGAGAAUCUCGUUGGGUUCCUUCGUCCCCAAUCUGCAGCACAGUAUGUGGCGAAGUAACUGAAACGAGCACUCAAAACUGUGAGGACGUUUAUAACAAUCCAUUGGAACCGGAAAACAGCACUGGCGAAGAAAAGGAAAUUAAAAAAUGUGUCAAACCAGACUGUAUUGAAUACCAUUGGUCUCCCUGGAAAACAACUUGCAGUGUAACAUGUAAUGAAGGAGUUGCAACUAGCACUCGAUAUUGUGCUGAUGCAAACAAUGCACCGACGUUUCCCAAGAACUGCCCGGGUCAAGAAAAGAAGUAUGAACCAUGUGUAAUGCCAAAGUGCAUUGAAUAUAAUUGGACUCCUUGGGUCUCAACCUGCAACGUAACAUGCGGUGAGGGAACUGAAACGACCACUCGGAAAUGUGUGGACGACAAUAACAAUCCAUCGAAACCGGAGAACUGUGUUGGUGAAUCCAGGAAAACUAGAAAAUGUAUCAAACCCGACUGUAUUGAAUAUCAUUGGACACCUUGGGUCUCAACUUGCAGCGUAACAUGUGGUGAAGGAACCGAAACAAGCACUCGGAACUGUGUGGACGACAAAAACAAGCCAUCUAAGGCCGACAACUGUGUUGGUGAAUACAAAAAAAUUGGAAAAUGUGUCGAAGCGAACUGCAUUGAAUAUCAUUGGACACCUUGGGUCUCAACUUGCAGCGUAACAUGUGGAAAAGGAACUGAAGCGGGCACUCGUACCUGUGUGGACGAUAAAAACAAUCCGUCGAAACCUGACAACUGCGUUGGUAAAUCCAAGAAAAUUGGAAAAUGUGUCGAAGCGAACUGCAUUGAAUAUCAUUGGACACCUUGGGUCUCAACUUGCAGCGUAACAUGUGGAAAAGGAACUGAAGCGGGCACUCGUACCUGUGUGGACGAUAAAAACAAUCCGUCGAAACCUGACAACUGCGUUGGUAAAUCCAAGAAAAUUGGAAAAUGUGUCAAACCGAACUGCAUUGAAUAUGAUUGGACACCUUGGGUCUCAACUUGCAGCGUAACAUGUGGUGAAGGAACUGAAACGAGCACUCGGAAAUGUGUGGACGACAAAGGCGAUCCAUCGAAACCUGACGACUGCCCUGGAGAAGACAAGAAAAUUGGAAAAUGUGUCAAACCAGACUGCAUCGAAUACCAUUGGGGAGAAUGGUUCAAUGUUUCUGAAUGUAGCGCCUCAUGUGGAACUGGAGAAAUCGAAAUGAAAAGAAAAUUAGUUGAUUCUGACAACGUGGAAGUUCUUGAUACAAGUAAAUGUAAUCCCGGGAAAUAUGUUAAACUUCGCACUUGCAAUCUAAAACCCUGUCCAGUUUACAAAUGGAGUGAAUGGAAGACGAGUUGCAGCGUCACAUGUGGAACUGGUGUUUUAACUAAAUCAAGAAAUUGUACUGAUCAAGAUGGAAACCCCGCUGAAGAUGUGUUAUCCUGUGGCCAUGGAAAAUCCACUGAGAAAGAUGUUUGUACUUCACCAUGUCCAUUAAUAUCAAAAGAAUCCUCAACAUCGUACCACUGGGGUAAAUGGGGGUCAUGGUCGACCUGUCGUUUUCGUAUGGGAGGUGUAACUAUUUGCAACGGAUUUAAAUCGUCCACUCGGGACUGUUUGAUGGGAUCAAAGGACGUCAACCCUCGAAGAUGCAGUGGUGAAUAUCCCGGUGAAGAUUUUUAUCGCGAGUCCUCGUGUAUGAUGGAAACCAGCAAUUGUCCUUGAAAAUAUUACAGUUCUAGAAUAUGUUCGUUUCACGGUCAUACUUACUGAUAUUACACGGAUAUUACUCUGAUAUAUAUUGUACUUAGCAAAUCUAACCCUCUGUGAGUAAAAAGUGUUUGAACUUUGCGUGAUGACUUUACCGAGUGGUUCCACUAUCGACAUAGUGACAUUAGAGUUUUCUACUUUUGGCUGUUUGUGUUGAUAUAUAUUAUGGCUUAAAUUAAAGCAUUGGAGUAUAUUCAUCUGCUUCCAGAUGUUUUGAUGCUAGACUAAACGGUCCGCCAAUAUGACUUUCAAACCAUUUUAAUUCUGUGUACAUCUGACAAACAAGCAAAUGCCCACAGAAAACACUAUUUUUUAAUAUAAUUGCUGUUCUACUUUUUGUUAAUAGAUAAAUGAACUCAUCAAUUACUAAAAAUAGCAGGACGGAACACAGUCCAAGCAACGUGUAUAUAGGUGUAGCUUAAAAAGUAGAUACUUCCCAUUUGCUUCCGAUUCUUAACUCUAACUCGCAGCUGAAAAUAAAUUGAUUUCAACUCUGA